Molecule: messenger RNA, 1536 nt
Organism: Plasmodium vinckei vinckei
Lineage: Eukaryota; Apicomplexa; Aconoidasida; Haemosporida; Plasmodiidae
Product: chromatin assembly factor 1 subunit, putative
Exons: 1
Coding region: 1-1536 (511 amino acids)
Biological process (GO): regulation of gene expression
Cellular component (GO): nucleus
Molecular function (GO): histone binding
Source: RefSeq, a predicted model, not a curated record
AUGACGGAUGUAAUAGCUGAAAAAAAUAAAAGUUAUGAUAUAAGUAAUACAUACGAACCUAAAUAUCCCGAAGAAAAUGAAGCCAAUGAAAAUACCAAAGUUGAUAUAACACAUGAAAAAUAUAUAAUAUGGAGAAGAAAUACCCCAUUUUUAUAUAGUUCCCUUUUAAAGCAUAAAUUAGAUUGGCCUUCGUUAACUGUUGAAUUUAUAGGGGUUGAGAAUUCUUUUAAAUCAAAAACCGGAUAUUUUACUAAUAAAAUAUUAUUAGGUACACACACAUCCAAUCAAGAUUCGGAAUAUGUAUAUAUAGGUGAAACAAAAUCUCCAUUAUAUUCAGCUAAAGAAGAUGUAUUACAAUAUGAAAAUUAUACUGGGUUUAUAAAUAAUAAAAAAAAAAAAAGAGGUCAUCCAUUACCGUCUUUUGAAAUUAAAGCAAAAUUAUUACAUCCAGGAGAAGUUAUAAGAGCAACACAUUUACCAAAUAAUUCUUUUUUUAUUGUUACACAAACUUAUAAUGGAAAUAUAUUAUUAUUUGAUUAUACAAAGCAUCCUUCUUUCCCUUCCGAUAUAGCUACCUGCUACCCACAAAUGAUAUUAAAAGGGCAUGGAAGUGAAGGUAGUGGGUUAUGUUGGAAUAUAAAUAAAAUAUAUGAUAACAAUAUCGGGGAUAGUAAGAAUGCAAAGAAUAACAUAAAAGACAAUGAAAAUGAUACUGAAAACACAAAUGAUGAAAGUUUUGGUGAAAUAAAUACAAGUAAUUUACUAUUAGCUUCAUGUGCUUCAGAUGGAAAUAUAUGUCUUUGGGAUAUUAAUAAGGGAACAAAAAGUAAUGAAGUUCCCAGAACAUAUGGAAUAAAUAAAGUAGGAAAAGGUGCAGAUUAUAAUAUAAAAAUAUAUGAAAAUACUCCGACUUUAAGCCCUUUAUGUACAUGGAUAAAUAAAAAUGAAGAAACAACAUUAAAUGAUAUUUUUUUUCAUUCAAAAUUUAAUAAUAUUCUUGGUGUAUGUGAUGAUAAUGGGUAUAUGAGUAUAUAUGAUAUAAGAAAAAAAAAUUUUUUUACAAGACCAGAAAUUAGUUAUAAAGAUCAUGAUCAGCCAAUGAAUACUUUUUCAUUUGAUAAUUUUUCUGAAUAUAUUUUUGCUAGUGGAUAUAGUGACGGUUUAAUAUCUAUUUGGGAUAUGAGAUACAAUAAAGAAUCAUUACUUAAAAUUGAUUAUCACACACAAAGUAUUAACAGAAUUAAAUUUUGCCUGAUGCAGUCAGGUAUUUUUGGAACAUGUUCAGAUGACGGAACUGCGUGUAUUUGGGACAUGUCCAGAAAUUCAGAAAGUUAUGAGCAAAUAAAAAAAUUAGAAGAUGAUAUUUAUAACAACCCUAAAAAAAUCCCUAAGCAAUUAUUGUUUGUACAUGGGGGUCAUAUUGGAAGUGUAUAUGACAUGUCUUGGGCAAACACCACCACAUUACUCGCCGCUACAGUUGGUGUUGACAAUUCUUUGCAAGUAUGGAAUAUGAAUGAACAGUUCAUGUUUCAGUGA